AUGAGCAAUACCAAGGGAGUCGCUGAAAACAUGCUCUGGGGAGGUCGCUUCACCCAGGGCCUCGAUCCUCUCAUGGUUCAGUACAACCAGUCUCUACCCUACGAUCGUGUUAUGUGGAAGCAGGACAUUGCUGGAUCGAUUGCCUUCGCUCGCGCCAACAUGAAGACCGGUAUCUUGACCCCGCAUGAAUUCGCCGAAAUCGAGCGUGGUUUCCAGCAAAUCGCCAUCGAGUGGAGCACCAACACUUUCGAAGCCAAGGAGAAUGAUGAGGAUAUCCAUACUGCCAACGAGCGUCGUCUUAGUGAGAUCAUCGGCAAAGAGAUCGGUGGCAAGCUGCACACAGGCCGUUCGCGGAAUGAGCAGGUCGCGACUGAUAUGCGUCUGUGGCUGCGCGACGAGCUGCGCAUUCUUGACAGCCACCUAAGCGACCUGAUCAAGGUCUCCAUCGCCCGUGCGGAAAAGGAGAUCGACAUUAUUAUGCCCGGUUACACCCACCUCCAGAAGGCCCAGCCCGUCCGCUGGUCCCACUGGAUGCUGUCACACGCCACCGCAUUUGCCAGCGAGCUGCAGCGCCUGCGUGAGGUUAUCCGCCGUGUCAACCGCAGCCCGCUCGGCUGCGGCGCUCUAGCUGGCAACCCCUUCCAGAUUGAUCGCGAGGCUAUGGCUAAAGAGCUUGGCUUUGACGAUCUCCUGUACAACUCGAUGAACACUGUUGGGGACCGUGACUUCGCCAUGGAGACCAUGCAGUGGGGUAGCUCAUUCAUGCUCAAGAUCUCCCGCUGGGCUGAGGAUUUGAUCAUCUAUAGCAGUCUGGAAUUUGGCUUCGUCCGCCUGUCAGACGCCUAUUCCACUGGUUCUUCCCUCAUGCCGCAGAAGAAGAACGCUGACAGCCUGGAGCUGCUCCGCGGCAAGUCCGGUCGUGCCUUUGGCCAAAUGGCCGGUCUGAUGAUGACCAUCAAGGGCCUGCCUACCACCUACAAUAAGGACCUGCAGGAGAGCAUUGAGCCUCUGCUUGACCAUAUCAAGACGGUCAGCGACAGCAUUCAAAUUGCCACUGGUGUUCUGUCGACGUUGACCACCAUUCCCGAGAAGAUGGCCGCUGCUCUGGCCCCUGAAAUGCUGGCUACCGAGAUCGCAGACUACCUUGUGCGCAAGGGCGUGCCGUUCCGUGAGGGCCACCACAUUUCCGGUCGUGUUGUCCAGCUUGCUGAACAGACCAAUAUCCCCAUGGACAAACUCUCGCUGCAGCAGCUGCAGACUGUUGAUUCUCGCUUCGAUGCCGACGUUCAAACCUGCCUCGACUACGAGCGGGCUGUCGAGCUGAAGGAUGCUAUCGGUGGCACCAGCAAACGGGCUGUUAUUGAGCAGACCUCUGUUCUGAAGAAGCUGCUGUAG
This is a messenger RNA of Penicillium macrosclerotiorum, 1395 nucleotides long. RefSeq names its product argininosuccinate lyase ARG4. Lineage: Eukaryota; Fungi; Ascomycota; Eurotiomycetes; Eurotiales; Aspergillaceae. The record is from RefSeq and is a predicted model, not a curated record. Gene Ontology annotation, cellular component: cytosol. The transcript has 2 exons. Bases 1 to 1395 code for a protein of 464 amino acids. Gene Ontology annotation, molecular function: argininosuccinate lyase activity.